GCACAGUGUAGCCACAAAGAACAGUGGAACAGACAUCUAAAAAGCAGAUAACCUCAACGGUGUGUUUUUGCGUCUUACGGACCGCAUACAAAGAUAAUUUAUCGAUAAUGACGAAAAAUCGAGCAGUGUAAUAUGUUUUUUACGAUGUCGUCCAACAAGGACUCCCAAAUGCAGGCGUACAAAGACGAUCCGCGAGUUCCCUGCCAGUACGGUGUUAAGUGCUAUCAAAAAAAUUCGCAGCAUCAGAGCAAAUAUAAGCACCCGCCAAAAAAGGAAACGGUAACGUGUAAUCUUCAACUGAUGAAAAACGUAGAAAAAAAAACUGAGAAGGCGACUGGAGAGAAGAGAAAAAAUCCUUUUAAAGAUAACGGAAAAGCGCAUUCAAAAAGUCCAGAAAGAAAAUUGCAGAAGACACAGGAACCUUAUGAAAGAAAUUUACAUAAUCUUUCCCCAAGUCCAGAGAGAACUGAUGUCGUUAGAGAUAACAACGAGAAUGAUAAGGACAUUUCUAGUGAUAAAGUAGAAGCGUCGACUGAGAGAGAGAAAAUAUCGUUGAAUCGAUAUAAUUCACAUAAUUCAACCGAACAUAACGUAUCUGAGAAUAAAUCUGAGGUUGAAAGAAUUAUUAUGGAUCUAUUUCUGGUCGAGAUGCCAGACGAUUUUUUUAAAUUCUACGAGUUUUGUAAAAGUAUAUCAAAAGAUAAUCCUCUUUCGGCUUGUAAGUCUGUUCGCUUGAAACUUGUGGGUCCGUACGACGUGCUGGAUGGUAAGAUAAAGAUAUCCUCAAGUGAGAACGAUAAGGAAAAAUACUUGACACACUGGAGAUAUUAUUAUGACCCUCCGGAAUUUCAGACUAUUGUGAAAUGCGAUGAUAAGGAAGGGUUACAUUUUGGUUACUGGCGAGAUGAUGCCGCUGAAAAACCAGUGUUUGUAGCGACGAAUCGAGCAAACGUGAAUGGCGUGUUUGAACCUGUCGCAGAAAAUAUAUUCGGUGCUAUCGACGGUUAUUUGCAAAACAAAGUGAAGUCAGCCAAUCCCUUCGAGAAGACCAGCAUAACGCGUUUGCAUUCGCAAUUGAAGAAUUUUGCCAAACAGCACGAUAUAACACUGGAGAAAAAUACUGCAGACAUGCGAGCGAGAGAGAGACGGGUUGUAGCACGAACCUUUCACAGAGCAGGCAUCGUAGUUCCUUAUGAUAAAAAGACUCAAUUGGGUUACAGAGAUUUGGCAGCGACAGACAGUGAUCUGCAAAAGAUAUUGAAUCAGAUAGAGGAAGCUGGUACUCCGGAAGAGAGAAAAACGCCGAUCGCGAAGCUGGACGAGAUCGUAAGGUUGGCGACGAUAGCCGCGGACGAAUGCGACUUCGGUACUUGCUUAGAGCUGGGACACGAUCUCUUCUCGAACGGCAGCAUUCACGUACAAACUAGAGCUCUGCAAAUGCUGUCUAUCGCUUACACUCAUUUAAAAAGGCCACAUCUGUUGAAAAUAUUCGAAGCACAUUUGAAAAACAGGAAGAAGGGUUGUGACUUGGGUGUGAUUUAAAAAAAUAUAUUUAAAGACGACUUUCAUAUAUAUUAUUUUAUUAAAUCUUGAUUGCAUAACGGUCUUUUUAUGGAAUCUGUCUGAUACCUUAUUGCGAACAAAUUACUGCAUUUUGUAUGUAUAUGUUAUAUGUGUGUGUGUGUGAAUUAUUAUUUAAUAUUAUUCAAUACUUUGAUUCAAUGUCAAAUUUUUUGAAAUGGUAUUUAUAAAGUGAUAAUUAGUGAUAAUAUGAACAGUAGGAUCAGUACAGGUGUUGUAAUAUUUUCCAGUGACAAAGUAAAGAUAAAGAAUAAAGGAAAAUGAUAAAUACGAUGAAAGAUAUAUCUCAAUGCAGAUAAACAUGAAUUUUUCAUAUUAAAAUAAAAAAUAUCUCUGAAUAUAAUUCACCUAAUUCAAUCGAGCAUAAUACAAUUGAGAACCCAGACAGCUAAAUCUGUCGAAUACAAAUUUCAUCAAGUCUACG
Temnothorax curvispinosus is the source of this 2005-nucleotide messenger RNA. RefSeq names its product histone PARylation factor 1 (gene Hpf1). Gene Ontology annotation, cellular component: nucleus. Gene Ontology annotation, biological process: DNA damage response; regulation of protein ADP-ribosylation. Lineage: Eukaryota; Metazoa; Arthropoda; Insecta; Hymenoptera; Formicidae. The record is from RefSeq and is a predicted model, not a curated record. The transcript has 5 exons. Bases 133 to 1542 code for a protein of 469 amino acids. Gene Ontology annotation, molecular function: histone binding; poly-ADP-D-ribose binding.